Hippocampus comes (tiger tail seahorse) is the source of this 1504-nucleotide messenger RNA. It is a transcript of the gene krt98, whose product is annotated as keratin 98. Bases 74 to 1270 code for a protein of 398 amino acids. Gene Ontology annotation, cellular component: cytoskeleton. Gene Ontology annotation, molecular function: structural molecule activity. Lineage: Eukaryota; Metazoa; Chordata; Actinopteri; Syngnathiformes; Syngnathidae. The record is from RefSeq and is a predicted model, not a curated record. The transcript is spliced from 8 exons.
GGGAGCAAAGUGAUGCUCACAACCGCAGAUCCUCUCCAGUAUUCCUACUUGGUCCACAUCCAGAUCCUCCAUCAUGUCUCUGAGCACGAAAUCCUACGGCCAGAAAACGCUGAGCGUCUACGGUGGAGCCGGCGGCCGCGGCACCCGCAUCUCCUCCGCCCAGUCAUGCUACGUCGCCGCUCCUGGCUUCAACCUGGCCGAUGGCCUGGACCUCCACGUCGGUGCCAACGAGAAGGCCACCAUGCAGAACCUGAACGACCGUCUGGCUUCUUACCUGGAGAAGGUGCGCAGCCUGGAGAAGGAGAACCAGCGCCUGGACAAGCAGAUCAGAGACUGGUACCAGAGCAGAACGGUCAUCAGCCGCGACUACUCCAGUUACUUUGCCAUCAUUGAUGACCUGAAGGAUAAGAUCUGUGUUGCCGCCAGGCUGAAUGCCAAGACAAUUCUGGAUAUUGACAACGCAAAAUUGGCUUCUGAUGACUUCAAAAUGAAGUAUGAGAAUGAGCUGGCCAUGAGAAUGACCGUGGAGGCCGACAUCGCUGGGCUGAAGAAGAUGCUGGAAGAGAUUAACUUGGCCAGAGUGGAUCUGGAGUGCCAGGUGGACGGUCUGAAGGAUGAGCUGAUCAUGCUGAAGAAGAACCACGAAGAGGAAUUGGUUCUGCUCAGGAGUCAGAUGGGCGGUCAGGUUAACGUGGCAGUGGACGCGUCGCCGUCUCCAGACCUGAACCAGAUUAUGACGGAGAUCAGAGAUCACUAUGAGGCUAUGAUCGCCAAGAACCGCAGGGAGCUCGAGGCCUGGUACCAGAACAAGAUCGCAGCAGUAGAGCAGGAAGUGAUGACACAGUCAGAGUCUCUGGUGACCUCCCGCUCAGAAAUCAAGGACCUAAAGAGCACUCUCCAGAGGCUCCAGAUUGAACUGCAGUCCCAUCUCAGCAUGAAAGCAUCCCUGGAGGGCAGCCUGGAGGAGACACAGUGCCGCUACGCUGCACAGCUAGCAGGCCUCCAGAACAUAGUAGUGAGUUUAGAGGCUCAGCUUUCACAGAUCCACGCCAACAUCACCAGCAAUAAGCACGAGUACGACAUGCUGUUGGAUCUUAAAACUCGACUGGAGCUGGAGAUUGCAGAGUACAGACGGUUGCUGGAUGGAGAGAAUGACAGUAGCUCAAAGCAAGUGAUCACCAAGAUCACCACGGUGAUGGAGACGGUCGUGGAUGGGAGGGUGGUUGAGAGCAGCAAGACUGUGGAUAUAGAUGUGGAUCAGAUUGAGUGAUACCUUGGAAGAGACUCCAACUCAGGAUGUCCUAAUCCGGUCCUCGAGCCCGCUAUCUUGCGCGUUUUAGAUUUUCCCCUCCUCCAACACACCUGAUUCAAAUGAUCAGCUCAUGAGCAAGCUCAGCAGAAGCCUGAUAAAAUCAUUUCUACAUGAUGUGUUGGAGGAGUGAAACAUCUAAAACAUGCGAUUUAGACACCUCUAUGUCUGACCUAAUAAAGAUCGUGUGGUUAA